Messenger RNA from Sus scrofa (pig), 1737 nucleotides. It is a transcript of the gene RILPL2, whose product is annotated as Rab interacting lysosomal protein like 2. Gene Ontology annotation, molecular function: small GTPase binding; protein dimerization activity; dynein light intermediate chain binding. NCBI's taxonomy places the organism in Eukaryota, Metazoa, Chordata, Mammalia, Artiodactyla, Suidae. The record is from RefSeq and is a predicted model, not a curated record. Gene Ontology annotation, biological process: cilium assembly. Gene Ontology annotation, cellular component: cytoplasm; ciliary basal body.
GCAACAGCUCCCAGUCUGGGAGCGAUCACUGUCACCCUUCCUUCACCUCUCCGUUCCUCUUUUCGCCUGCCCUCCCUGCCUGCUGUCCUUUCGUGGCCCAAAUCACGUGCUGGAGCCCGCACUUGCCGCACGGCGCUCGGCUGGGAAGCUGCACGGGAGUCCGGGCCUGAGAGCCGUGGUGCUUGGCCUCCUCCCGCCGCAUUCCCGGGCCCACCUCUAGGCUGCGCUGAUUGGCGGCUUCUGGGCCAUCCCCCCCGCUCUGAGCAGAUAGAGUACUCUGCCCAGCGGAAAGUUUAUUGCGCCGGGAGGAAGUUGGACAUUUAGAGACUCUUGAGAAGGCAGCUACGGAGGCUGCAGAGGUCUGGCAGGCCAUGGAGGAGCCCCCUUUGCGAGAGGAGGAGGAGGAAGGGGACGAGGCGGGGCCCGAGGGGGCUCUGGGCAAGAGCCCCUUCCAGCUGACAGCCGAAGACGUAUAUGACAUCUCUUACGUGAUGGGCCGAGAGCUGAUGGCCCUGGGCAGCGACCCCCGGGUGACACAGCUGCAGUUCAAGAUCGUCCGUGUUCUGGAGAUGCUGGAGACGCUGGUGAAUGAGGGCAACUUGACGGUGGAGGAGCUGAGAAUGGAGCGGGACAACCUCAGGACGGAGGUGGAGGGGCUGCGGAGAGAGGGCUCCGCGGCCGGCGGAGAGGUGAACCUGGGACCAGACAAAAUGGUGGUUGACCUGACAGAUCCCAACCGACCACGCUUUACUCUGCAGGAGCUGAGGGAUGUGCUACAGGAGCGCAACAAACUCAAGUCGCAGCUGCUGGUGGCACAGGAGGAGCUGCAGUGCUAUAAGAGUGGCCUGAUUCCACCAAGAGAAGGCCCAGGAGGAAGAAGAGAAAAAGAUACUCUGGUUGCUCGGGCCAACAAUGCCAGGAGUAACAAGGAGGAGAAGACAAUCAUAAGGAAGCUCAGGGACAGAGGAGGAUUUGUGCACCUUGGAGACAAAUCCAAGCCUCCUGACUUCAGAACCACAGAUGCUGGGUGUGGGCGUUCCAGUUCCAGAAGGUGAGGUGUAGUAACAUAUGACUGAAUUCUCGGGAAACCCCUCCAAGGCAGGUGGGCAGAGGCUGUUCCUAUUAAUGGACGCAUUUCAGAGGGUAAGUGAUUUGUUCAGGUGAUGGCUGACAAAUGCUUAAAGCAGAUGCCAGGAAUGGAUCAUUGUGCCUGUAAACUAACUCCACCCCAGUCCCAAUCUGCCUCUGUGCCUGGAGCUGAGGGAACAAAGCCUCUCUGGGGUGGAAAGUGCAGUGGGAGCCGAGAUCUGGGCUGAAUGGGGGAAUUUCAGCACCAGACAAGCACCCUUGCUGUGAAACGCCUGAGAGUCAAAUCUAGCACAUUAGAAACAAUUAUAAACUGUAAUAGUGGCGAAAAUUUAUGCUACAAGCCAGGUAUCGUUCUAAGGGGACAACGUGCUUAACUCUUCAUCUCCAAAAGCACCCUCUGACCCCCAUAAUACGGAAGAAACUAGAGUUCCCAUCGUGGUGCCACAGAAACAAAUCUAUUAUCCAUGUGGAUGCAGGUCAAUGGCCUUGCUCAGUGGGUUAAGGAUCUGGCGUUGCUGUGAGCUGUGGUGUUGGUCACAGACGCAGCUUGGAUCCUGCGCUGCUGUCUGUGGUGUAGGCUGGCGGCUACAUAUCCAAUUGGACCCCUAUCCUGGGGAAGCUCCAUAUGCCGCAAGUACAGCCCUAAAA